AUGGCGCCGCUUACUGCGCAAGGAUUUGCGACGAAAGCGACGCCGGUCUCCUUCUAUGGCAUGGAUCAAGCGAGGCAGGCGCAGAGCUCGCAUCCUCAGACGCCCAUGAGCAUACCUCGGCCCCUCAGCGCAGCCAGCUCACAUUCGCAAUAUCAGCUGCCGAACGGUGUUGCCGCAAUGCAGAGCCCUGGGGCACAGAGCGCCGGGACAGGGAGGGGCAGUACCAGAGGAUUAACUCCUCAACAAAUGCCGGCACAGGCACCAUCUCAGAUGCCGAUACAGCCACUGACACCGGGUAUUUCUGCCCUUGGAACCCCCAGCCCGGCCCUGCUUCCCCGUCUAGGUCAUCGACCUAGCACUAGCACGGCGGGUGGCGCAAUUCCAUCUGCGGAUGUUCGUGCAUUAGGCUCGUCGGGUGGCAUGGCGGAGGAGGUCGCGAGGGCAAGGGCUGAGAGGCUGACUUUGGAUCAGCAAGCUGCGGCGCAAACUAUGAGGGUGGCACAAUCGGCUUUCCGGGAAGGUGUGGCAAUGUUCCCGCCGGGCGCAGCUAUACUCAGGGUGCUACAGAUGGCUGAAGCGAUGGGAGCGGGUACUGAUACCCUGCACACGGACUUUUGGCGCGAUUUCACGGAAGAGUUCUACUUACCAAAUGGCUCGAUGCGUCUGAUCUUGCGCAAUUCGACAAAUGGGGACCAAAGGGGCUUGGAAGUCCCAAAUCCCGUCCUUCCCCGCUGGUUCAUGACGUCUUACCAUUCGGGUGUCCGAUCGGUGCAGUACACUUUGGGCAAUCCGCGUGAAUAUACGCGCGAAUCUCCCUGCAGCUCUUCAGGUCCAUGGUACCCGCCGCCUCCACGCAUGCCACCCAGCGUGCGUGUCGUCAACCUCUUUCCAUCGUCUGCCGUCACCCACAUCGUCGCAGCGGACAGUGCGACGCUGACGACGACGUUUCAAAAUGGCUGGCAGGUCCAAAUGACCGGCACACUUCGCAUCUCGUUGAUGCCUCACUCGCGCAUGUUGGUGCAUGAGGCGCCCGGCCAGAGACCGAAACUCGGCUUCGACACGCAACUACGUUUUGAGAGCUUGGACUUCAUUGGCCAAUCGCACACGAGCUACAUUUCGCGGGCUGCGAUUCAACGCAUGCCCGUUGCGCAUUCGAUCCCUUUAGAGACUGUGGCUGCGAUUGUAGCAUCACAUCGUCAAACCCAGCAUCAGGAAGGCAAAAAGGGGUCGCCUAUUGGCGCUAAGGUAGAAGAAGGCAGCGACCAAGCAGCAAGCGGGGAUGAAAAAGCUAAUGAAGACAUAGGCGGAUCGAAACCAACUAUCACUAUCGAGGAGCCAGUACUACCCGAAUGCCCCGUGAACGAGUAUGGCAUCACGUUGCGGUCGAUGCGAUGCCUCGAGAUCACGGAAUCUAUCUGCCAACUGCGCGAUCUUAUGGACUUGAGUCUGCAGGAGGGCAUCGGCCCGCUCGAGGCGAUGCAUAGAUUUGCAGUGCAGUAUCGCGAGUUGCAGCAAACUCGGAACAGCUCUGGUGCCGAGUCAGUGCAACACGCGCAGCCGCACUCACAGCCACAAGACCAUCAGCAACAGCCACCACCAUUAUCUUCCUCGACUUCAGAGUCGUCCAUCGGCCCCCGGAUAGGCAAUGGCACGGCCAACGGUGAGGUCAAUGGCAGCGGUGGAGAUAUGGGCGAUGAUGGUACCGCUAGCACUGCUUCUCAAGGACAGGGACGAGUCCAAGCUCAGUCUACUGGGCCGCCGAGCGCAGUAAGCUCACCAAGGGUUAGAAAGGCGAGUACUGCAGUAGCCGCGGGCACGAAACGAAAAAGUACAGGGGAAGACGAAGGUGGAGCGGAUCAAGCAGAAGAAGAGGGCCGACGUGUGGGAGGUUCAAGAGUCUCCCAAAGCCCGCGCCAAUCUGCAAAGUCCCCAGCGAAGAAGCAGAAGAGCGGCGCUGGGUGA
Molecule: messenger RNA, 1962 nt
Organism: Tilletiaria anomala UBC 951
Lineage: Eukaryota; Fungi; Basidiomycota; Exobasidiomycetes; Georgefischeriales; Tilletiariaceae
Exons: 3
Coding region: 1-1962 (653 amino acids)
Biological process (GO): negative regulation of transcription by RNA polymerase II; positive regulation of transcription by RNA polymerase II
Cellular component (GO): transcription regulator complex; nucleus
Source: RefSeq, a predicted model, not a curated record